Messenger RNA from Drosophila obscura, 1116 nucleotides. RefSeq lists its product as uncharacterized. The record is from RefSeq and is a predicted model, not a curated record. The transcript has 2 exons. Lineage: Eukaryota; Metazoa; Arthropoda; Insecta; Diptera; Drosophilidae. Bases 186 to 1037 code for a protein of 283 amino acids.
GUUGUAAUUGCCAUUGUUGUACACUGCCAGUGCUACGGACUUACCGUUAUCCGUUCAACGUUGUGUGUUGCAUACCUCAUCGAGGCCUAGCCACUUACCGUUUGGCCAUAUUUACCGCAAAUUUUUGGUUCAGUGAUAUUUGAUUUUUGUUAAGUGUAACGCCUGCUGCCAGGAUAAUUUCCAGAAUGUUACCCGCUGCCUGUCUAUGCCUGGCUCUACUCUUCGUCGCGUGGCAUCCACAACCAACCGCUGGCCGCAGCUACAGCAGCGGCCUCAUCUUCUACGAGCUGGCCACGCACACGCCCUAUCUGCCGCCCACUGUGAGCGCGGCGCGGGGUCGCAACCUAGCCAGCGUCAAGUACUCGUCGAAAGGCUCCAUUUGGUCCACAUUUGGGCAGCCGUGUGACUGCCGUGGUCCCGUCUGCGGCUGCUGUGCCGGCCUCAAGGUGGAUCAGUACAAAUUCGACCAAAAAGUAUGUGCAAAUGUCACGUUUGUGCCACAGCUGAAGGAGGCGCAGCUAGAAGUGUACCUCAAUAAGCGCCCCUCAUCAAAGUACGGGAUCUCGGUGCGGAAUCCGGCGCCGUUUUGCAUACCCGUCAUGAUGGGGGUGCCCAUGGCCAUGUGCGUCCAGAUGACUGAUGUAACCCUGGUGGGCAACAACCUGAACAUGUGCAUGGACUUUGUGGUGCGGCUCGCCACCACAGAUCUCUUUGAGAUGCACUUCCAGUGCAUGCGAAUGGGCCUCGACGGCCUCCAGUAUGUGGACAAGAAUGGAAAGCCCGUUCUGCCUCCCGCCGAAUCACAGGGCAAUGAUGAUGAUGAUGAGGAGCAAAUGGAACUUGGAAAUGGUUCUGGUGCGGAGUAUGACUAUACUGAAGCAGAGGAGGAGGAGAAGCAGCAGUCAAUUGAAAGUGAAAUUCUAAUGGCCAGCGAUCAAGACUUGGCCAACAAAGAAUACCAAAUGGAGGCUGUCAACGAGGCGGAGUUGGAUGCAGACUCAGAGGCGGAGGCGGAGACACCUGCCAAUGCUGGCUAGAGCGGCCUAAAGCUAAACGAAAUAAUUGAAACAAUUACCAAUUCAAUAAAAGCCCCUGAGGCGCCUCUAACAAUCACAA